This is a messenger RNA of Cadophora gregata, 5010 nucleotides long. RefSeq names its product actin organization and endocytosis protein (gene PAN1). The record is from RefSeq and is a predicted model, not a curated record. Gene Ontology annotation, cellular component: cytoplasm; mating projection tip; actin cortical patch. The transcript is spliced from 2 exons. Bases 1017 to 4619 code for a protein of 1200 amino acids. Gene Ontology annotation, biological process: actin cortical patch assembly; endocytosis; endosomal transport. Gene Ontology annotation, molecular function: calcium ion binding; actin binding. NCBI's taxonomy places the organism in Eukaryota, Fungi, Ascomycota, Leotiomycetes, Helotiales, Ploettnerulaceae.
GCCAGAUUGCUGGAAAUAGAUACAAUCACUCAUGGUUGGUGUCUAAUUUGUCCAUUGCUUCCAUUGGCAGAGCUCUUACAAGGAGGACAAAGCUUCGUCAUGCCGCCGCCAAUCUUGCCGCCAGCCGCCUCAGCCACGCGUGUGUAAUCGAGGCAGACAAUCACGGACAGCGACCUCGAACCUUCGACAAUACCAUAAUUACCAUACCACUUUUCCUUUUCGCUCGUAUCCUGUAAACACCUACCAUGUUUUCAGGAUCGAACUCCUACCUGGGGGGCCAGAGUGGUCGCCCAGGCGGGCCCCAGCAGUUCAACUCAUUCCCAAAUCAGCAAAGCCAGCAACAACCUCAGCAGCAGGGCUUCAUGAAUCCCAAUCCCACCGGCUUUGGCCAACAAGCUCCUCUGCAGCCAAAUUACACCGUAUAUCCUAUGCAGCCGCAGCAGACUGGCUUCCAACAACCCCAGCAGAUGCAACAGCAGCAAACCGGAUUCCCAGGCCAGCAACAGCAAUUCAACAAUGCUCAACCACAACAGCAACAAAGCUUCCAGACCGGCGCUCCACCGAUGCCCCAGAUUCCUCAGCAGUACCAAAGUCAAGCUCAGCAGCAACCGCCUGCAGCUCCGGCUCAGAAGCCCCAGCCUACGGGCUUUGCUCAGAUGGCCGAUAGCUUCAGAUCGAGCCCUGCCCCCGCAGCUCCCGCGAGAGGACGCCGGGCAUCAAAGUCGAAGGGUUCGAAGAUCCCGAAUAUACGGCUGUCGUUCAUUACGGCGCAGGAUCAGGCGAAGUUUGAGACUUUGUUCAAGUCUGCGGCUGGGGAUGAGCAGACCUUGUCCGGAGAUAAGUCGAGGGACUUGCUUAUGCGGUCGAAGCUAGAUGGAAAUGCAUUAUCACAGAUCUGGUAGGUUUAUUUCUGUGUUUGGGAAUCUGCGGACAGGAAAUGUGCUGAUGUUGGAUAAAGGACUCUUGCCGACACUACUCGCUCUGGGCAGCUACAUUUCCCCGAAUUCGCUCUUGCUAUGUACCUCUGCAACUUGAAGCUUGUAGGAAAGGCAUUGCCUUCUACACUUCCGGAUAAUAUUAAGAACGAGGUUUCUAGCAUGGUUGAUAUUAUUAACUUUGGGGUGGUGGAUGAUGCACCAGAGCUGCCAUCCAGAACGAAUGCUCCUGAUUUCACUGGCAGACAAAAUGCGGCAUCUCCAACUAUCCAUCAACCGCAGCCAACUCCUUCGAAUUCUGCUCUUUUGACGGCACAAAUGACCGGGUUCCCAACCCAGCAGAACAAUUUCUCCAGCGGAGGAUUCGGGCAACAACAAGGUGGGUUCCAACAGCCCAUGCAGACAGGUUUCGGUCAGAACCAGGGUAUGCAGGCAAAUCAGACUGGAUUCCAGAAUUUGUCGAACCCAUCUGUCACUGGCUAUUCUGGGCCCCGUCCUCCAAUGCCACCAAUGCCAACUGGAUAUGGUCAAGGUCAAGGUCUUUCACCUGCUCAGACUGGCAUGGGCGGAAUGGUCGCUCCUUUGAAUAGCCAACCUACUGGACGUCCAGGACAGUGGGGCCUGGUCAAUGCUCCAGCAAGUGGACUACCUAAUAUUGACCUACUUCAAUCCCGCAUGAUGCCCCAACAAGGUCGAGAGCAGGGCUCUUUCACUACUUCUGGGCUGCAAGGAAAUGCCGUCAUUCCAUGGGCAGUGACCAAAGACGAGAAAACCAGAUACGAUUCUGUUUUCAAGGCUUGGGAUGGCUUCAAUAAGGGCUUCAUCGGUGGUGAUGUAGCCAUCGAAGUCUUCGGGCAGAGUGGGCUUGAAAAGCAAGAUAUGGAGAGAGUUUGGACUCUUGCAGAUCACGGCAACAAGGGCCGUCUCAACAUGGACGAAUUCGCAGUUGCUAUGCAUUUGAUUUAUCGUAAGCUUAACGGAUACCCAUUGCCUGCUCAGCUGCCUCCCGAGCUUGUCCCACCUUCCACCAGAAACUUCAAUGAUUCCAUCGGACAAGUCAAAUCACUUCUUUCUCAAGAGUCUGAUUUCCGUAAGCACUCUGGAGCGAGUCUGUUGCCCCAGAAGACUGGUGUCAGCUACUUGAAGAAUCACUCUUUCCGUGGAGGUGUUUCUGGCUUUAGCGGUGGACGAAAGGAUGCUACCGUUUUCAAGAACAACGAUGAUGAUGUUGGAUAUAAAUCCAGUGCUCGUCGGAGAUUGGGCAAUGGUUCUCCUCGUCCAUCAUCACCUGCAUCGUCAACUUCCAAUGACGAUCUUUCGCUGGAACAACUGAAGAAGAAGAUCCGCGAGAAGCAAGUUCUGCUUGAUGCCAUCGACUUCAAGGACGAGAAUGCGGCCGAUGAGGACGAUGCGCUCGAUAGACGAGAUCGCCGCGAGGCAGAUGAUCUUUAUCGCCGUAUUCGACGUAUUCAAGAGGAUAUUGAUUCUCAUCCUGAUGCAUCCCUGCGCAAUGUUGAUUCUGGAGCCGAGCGCCGUAUUUUGAAGCGACAACUCCAGGGACUGACUGACAAGCUUCCGGAAAUCGCUUCUAAUGUCCGCAAGACGGAACGAAGCAUUGCUGAAGCGAAGCUCGAACUCUUCCGUCUUCGCGAUGCCAAGGCUCAUCCCGGAAGUGCAUCCUCUAUUGUUGGAACUGGACCUGGUGGAUCCGUCACGGAAUCGGACCGCCUCAAGGCUCGUGCCAAAGCUAUGAUGCAGCAACGUUCCGCUGCUUUGACUGGACGAAAGGUCGAGUCUAGCAAUGAGGACUUUGAAGCCCCGAAGCGUUUGGAAGAGGAGAAUAUCAAGAUCAAGAACGAGAAGGAGAAUAACGAGCGCAUGGUCCGGGAUGUUGAGGAGAGUGUGCGUGACUUUUCUCAAGGUCUUCAAGACAGCCUUAAGGAGGGGGCACAAGAUUCAACUAGCGAGCAUGAGAAGCGGAGAUGGGAAGAUGGACUUGGUGUUGAGGAUGAAGUCAAGGAUUUCAUUUUUGAUUUGCAGAGAUCAAGCAAGUCUGCCAGAGUUCGCACCGACGAUCGGGGCCGCAACACGAGGGACACUUCACGUUCGGAAUCCUCAUCACGAUAUGAAAAUCCAGCUGCCACUUCUCCCGUCCAAUCCAAAGCUGCUCCUGCUGCAGCACCUGCACCAGCGUCUGGUGGAACUUAUUCACAAUACAAGACUCCAGAGGACCGUGCUGCGUAUAUCAAGGCACAGGCUGAGCAGCGUAUGGCUGAGCGCCUUGCUGCCCUCGGUAUCAAAGCCCCCUCGAAGCCUGGCGAAACCUCUGCUCAACGAAUGGAACGCGAGAAGGGUGAGAGAGCUGCCAAGCUCAGAAAGGCAGAAGAAGAAGAUGCCAAGCGAGAGGCCGAACGACAAGCGAGAAUUAAUGAGGAGCAAGGUAUUCCUCCACCAGAACCAGCUGCAGCUCCUGUUGCGAAGAAGCCACCGCCACCACCAUCGCGAAAGGCAGCGAAGAGCGAUGCUAGUGAGCGUAAAGCCGAGGAUGAGCAGAGGGUUUUGGAAGAGCAGAAGGCACAGAUCAUUGCUACUCAAGAGCUCGAGGACGAUGCUAUGCGUCAAGAGAACGAGCUUGCGAAAGAGAAAGAAGCUGCUGCUGCACGAUUGAAAGCUCUUGAAGACCAAGUUAAAGCUGGCAAGAUCAAGAAGGAUGAAGAGAAGCGCAGAAGAAAGGCUGCCCAAGCCGAGGCCAAGGACAAGGAGGCUCGUUUGGCGGCACAGCGAGCCGAGAUUGAAGCUGCACAAGCUCGUGAGAGAGAGUUGCAACGUCAAUUGGAAGCUAUGGAUGACAGUGAUGACUCGUCUGAUGAUGAGGGACCUGAUCAAGCAACACCCCAAGCGUCGACUCCUACCCAGGGUAGCCAGGAAUUCGAGAGAAAGGCUAUUUCUCCGCCCCCACAACCACCGAUCCCAACGGUUGUAUCUCCAGUACCUGCCGCAGCGACAGCAACUGCCCUUCCUCCUGUCGCUAGCCCUCCAUCCGAUGCCGAGACCAAGAAUCCUUUCUUGAAGAAGCUCGCCCAAACUGGACCAGAUGGAGCUUCUCCAUCAGGCCAAUCCAAUAAUCCCUUCCACCGCCUCCCAGCUCAAGACACUCCCAAAGCCCCAGAACCGAUCGUCACCCAACCAACCGGCUCACGCUCCCGCGUCCGCCCCGAAGAAGACGAAUGGUCCGUCGUCGGCUCCGACAAAGAAGACGACUCAUCGGACGAUGAAGGCCCCGGAGCAGGUAACGCCCGCCACCUCGCCUCCAUCCUCUUCGGCACUAUGGGUCCUCCCCGCCCACUCUCCGCCGCUGGAGGCGCUGGAUCAACUCCCACCAGUCCAGCUCCAGCUCGCGACGCUGUCUCCUCUCCUCCUCCUCCACCGCCUAUGCCAACUGGUGGUGCUCCUCCCCCGCCUCCUAUGCCACCUUUUGGUGGACCACCUCCGCCUCCACCUAUGCCUGGAUCUGCUGCCCCAGGUGGUCCGCCUCCUCCUCCGCCAAUGCCGGCUCCUGGUCCGCCGGCUGGAGCGGGGAGACCUGCUGCGCUGCUAGGUGAGAUCCAGAUGGGUAAGGCGUUGAAAAAGACGCAGACGAAGGAUAAGAGUGCUGCUGCUGUGGCGGGGAGGGUGUUGGAUUGAGUUUAUUGAGACGGCAUUUGAGAUGUCGAGGAUUACAGUGAGUUUCUUGAAGGAGGACGAAUGGGCAGGUAACUGGAAUGGCAGAAAUACGGGAAGGGUUUGGUGUGAGUAGAUAGGUGUAUUAUAUUCGUGUUAGUAGUUAGUGGAUGAGUAGUGAGUGGAAUCCGGAGGGGAAAGGAGGAGCGAAGCACAUACCUAGGAGGCGAGAUUGAGAUUGAGAUUGAUUGAUUGGAGAAUGGAUUUAUACUUCUACUUUCUCGUCAUUUGUUUGACAGAUGUCUUGUGACUUUAAGAGUUGACUUGUGGCACUCUGAUUAGCUCACGAUUUUCUAUUUUAUUCGCCUUCGAAUAACUAUGCACUGAAUUCUCUCCUUAACUUCAGGUAAGUCAC